This is a messenger RNA of Gavialis gangeticus (Gharial), 3178 nucleotides long. Its product is annotated as RNA exonuclease 1 homolog. The record is from RefSeq and is a predicted model, not a curated record. The transcript is spliced from 14 exons. Bases 17 to 3013 code for a protein of 998 amino acids. Gene Ontology annotation, cellular component: nucleus. Gene Ontology annotation, molecular function: nucleic acid binding; exonuclease activity. Lineage: Eukaryota; Metazoa; Chordata; Crocodylia; Gavialidae.
AGGGGUCAGUGAAAAUAUGCAAGGACUGGAAAGAACUAAAAAACAGAAAGAGUCAGUGAAGACAGAACUUAAAGAAGAACAGAAGAGAUUCUUGCAACAUAACUUACAAGAUGAAAUGUCUAAAAACAAUGUGUCUUUGAUUCCAAAAGAUCUUAAGGGUAACGAUUUUUCCUCUGACAAAGAUGAUCAAUGUAACCCUUCUGAAGUACUUAAACAGCAUGCUGUUUCAUCAUCUGAACACUCCAAUCAUGCCUAUCCUCUUGCAUCCAGUAAAUAUGUUCUUGACCAUAAUUGUCCAGCAACUGACCUGGAAUAUGAUCCAUUGCUAAACUAUUCUGCAGGCUUACUUAGCUCUUCUUUAGCAAAAGAGGAUGAAAAUGACAAACAGCAAUUUCAGCAGGUGGAAGCAUCUCCUUGUGACAAUCAGCAGGUGUUUUUGGAGACUGUAUUUGAAAACAAACAUUGUUCUCCAAAGAAGAGAGCAAGGAGCUCUUCACCUAUAAAACUUGAAAUAAACCUCCAAGAAUCUGAUGAUGAUGAUGUUCUUGUAAUUGAUGUUCCUCCAUUGACUCUCACUAAGAAGCCAAAAAUAAGUAGGAGCUAUAAAAAAUUGGAAUGGGAAGAAAAAUGUGCUUUUGUAACACUUGCAGAUAAUCUGCAGAACAGAGAGGGAGCAGAAGAAUGCAAGUCUGCAGAGGAAAAAAGAACACUGGGCAGUGGAGGUCUACAGAAAAAUAGCAAGGGUUUAGGCAACACUGAAGAAACACUGAAAAUGUCAUCAAAAACUCAAAGCACAAACUUCCUGGAUGUGAAAAUUGAUGUCUUAAAGGUUUCUAAUAACCUCCAAGAACACAGAAAUGCUCUUACUAAUUCUAAUGAAAAUAACAUUCCUUUGCUUUUUCGUACUGUGGUAGGAAUGCAGAAAGAAACAUUGAAUACAAGUAACGCACAGACUGAAAUGCCAGUGAAAACAUCUAAUGUUGAAGAACAUGCUAAUUACAACUUCCCAAGUGCCCCAAGUAUGCUCCAGAUAAGUUGGUGUUCUGAAGAUAGUUUAAAAGAUAGAUCUGCUGUAACCCAGGGUACUCCUAAGAAAUUAUCAGAAAAUACAAAUGAAGCUCUGUGUACCUGGGAAAAUGGGAGAGACAAACUGCUGGACAACAUAUCUAGCCAUCCAUCUGAUAAAUUAAAUUUGUUCAAAGAAACUGGUCCUGAUACAGGUGUCUUAAUUAAAAACUUUAAUGAAGGAAGUGAUAGUUGUAGGAUUCAAGCUAACAGCAAAGAAAGUGAAAUAAUUGUAUUAGAUUCUUCUUCUGAAGAGAUGGAUUAUAGUGAAGAGGAUUCAUCAGUCUCUGAAUCAGAUGAUCCCACAGAAGAAUGCCGGAGAAUUUUCAAUGAGUUUGUUGAAAGUGAAGCACUGAAGGAAAAGAUGGCUAACCAGGCCCAUGGUAUAAAUUCUGAAGCUGAGGCAUUGGAUUGCAAGACAAAUACAGGUUUUGGGCAGAAGAAAAGAAUUGCUCAUACUGCAAAAUUUGAUGUACAAACUAGCAAAGAAAUAAUUGUGCCUUUUAAAGCACCUCCUCCACAGCAGGCCAAUGCCAGAAUCCUGCAGGUACAGCACCAGGCAGCGCAGAUAACAGCUGCUGUUAAGAGUGGCCAAGCUUUUGUUGCUGCAACUUCUGGGCAGAAGAAAAAUGUAUCUGGAUCAUCAAUGACUCAGAGUCAAAGUGUCGGAUCAGUGGUUUCUUUAAAUAUGCUUGAAGUUCAGCCUGUUACAACCAGUCAACUAAAUGUGGUUCUACAAGGAAAUGCUGUAAUGGGAAUGCCGUACAGAUCUUCUAAUCUUUCAGUAAAACGGACUGCACCCAUGCCUAUGAAGGUUUCUACACGGAGGAGGCCUUCUGUAGUUCCAGAAUCUGGAUCCAAAGUAUCACAUGACACAAGGCAACGAUAUGUCAACUUCUUUGUUGAAGAAUAUAUGAAAAUUUGUAGAACAGUGAAUGAAGCAUUUGACAAGGUUUGUGACUUAUGUUUAGGGCAAGCUAGUGGCAGCAGAUCUACCAAUGCAAAUGGAUCCGGAAAGUCAGAAGAAAAGAACGAUCUUACAGGAAUUGUUCUCUAUAGACUACUGAAAGACUACAUUCUGACUGACGAACAACUAAAUGUAAAUAACUUUCCGCAACCAAAUCCUGAAAAGCCUGGCAGUGCUAUGUUGAAUGGAGUUACAAAAACAGCUGCAUCUGACCCUUGCAAAAGAACAUGCUGUAGAUGUGGAAAAAUAUAUGCUGUAACUUCUUCAGGAAAGCAUAUUCGUAAAGAAGAAUGCAACUACCAUUUUGGUAGAGUACAGAGACAUAAAGUUCCUGGUGGCAUGGAAUCCCGCUACAGUUGUUGUGAAGGAGUGGUGGGGUCUCCUGGAUGCCAAGUUGCAAAGCUCCAUGUCCGUGAUGGGCGAAAAGAAAACCUAGAAGGCUUUAUGAAGACCUUUAUCAAACCACCUCCACCUGAUGGGAACCAUGGGGUGUAUGCACUGGACUGUGAGAUGUGUUACACAACACAAGGCCUGGAGCUUACUAGAGUGACAGUUGUUGAUCCCAACCUACAGGUUGCCUAUAAUACAUUUGUUAAACCUGAUAAUGACAUCAUAGACUACAACACAAGAUUUUCUGGAGUCACAGAAGAAGAUCUGAAGAACACUACAACAACUAUUCGGGAUGUACAGGCCAUCUUGUUAAACUUGUUCAGUGCAGCUACUAUUUUAAUUGGUCACAGCUUGGAAAGUGAUUUAUUUGCUGUUAAGCUAUUCCAUAACACUGUUGUGGACACAUCAAUAGUGUUUCCUCAUCGGCUAGGUUUGCCUCAUAAAAGAGCACUUAAAAAUCUAACGGCUGAUUAUCUCAGAAGAAUUAUUCAAGAUGAUGUUGGUGGUCAUGAUUCUAGGGAAGAUGCUGCUGCUUGUAUGGAACUAAUGCUUUGGAAAGUAAAAGAAGAUAAUAAGGGUAGAAAGUGGUGAUCUCUUCACUUCAAGAAUAACACAAGAAAUGUGAAACUACUUACUUUUCCAUAACUUUCCAGUUCCACUCCCUCAUACAACAGGCAACAGAUGAUACUAGGAAAGCCUUUCUUUCUGUUACUUGUUCACAUUUGAAACUUACAUUAAAAGACCAAAAUGCUGUAA